Heterostelium album PN500 is the source of this 723-nucleotide messenger RNA. RefSeq lists its product as uncharacterized. Gene Ontology annotation, biological process: proteasome localization; nuclear protein quality control by the ubiquitin-proteasome system. The transcript is spliced from 3 exons. Gene Ontology annotation, cellular component: nucleus. The record is from RefSeq and is a predicted model, not a curated record. The coding region runs from base 1 to 723 and encodes 240 amino acids. Lineage: Eukaryota; Evosea; Eumycetozoa; Acytosteliales; Acytosteliaceae.
AUGACAAAAAGAACAUUGGAAUCAGAGGAAGAAUUGAAAAAAUUACAAGAUCCAACCAAUACUAGUGUUGUAGAGGAUGACGAUGAAUCAGACGAUGAAUCAGACGAGGAAUCAGAGGAUGAAGAAGAUGGAAAAGCCAAGAAAAAGGCAGCCAAGAAACCAAGAAAACAAUCGACACCCAAAAAGGUUGCAAGACCAACACUAAAGAAUGUGCUCAGUGCACUCACACACCCGCAGCUCAUCAAGAUGGUUUCGAUUUUCAUCGAGGAGAAACACCCAGAGUUGAAAGAUGAGUUCAUCGAUACGGUGCCGCCACCCUCGGUCGAGGAGAUCCAUGCUGAGCUGACUCGUCUACACAACAGUAUCGACAGAGCUUGGCCCAAUUCAAAAUAUGGAUCUGGUCGUGACCACUUUUGUUACAAAAGAGUUGCUGGUCAUCUUAGAAAUUACAAGGCAGGGGGAUCCUCUAGAUGCAAACUGCAGGCAAGCAAUCAUAGCACUGGCCGAAGCUCUACAACUUCUAUCGAUGACUUUCCUGUUUUCGAUGAUUCAAAGAACAACGCAGGUCGUGCUGCUCUUUUCAAAAAAUUGUCUACUCAUGGAAAAACAGCACUUCGAUACACAACCCUAACUAAACCGGAAUUGGAUAACGUCUUGACUAAAGUAAAUAAAGAAGCAACUCAAUUGGCUGAUCUCAUCAAAGCUUUUAAUGAAAAAAAAUAA